UCCCAAGCCGGGCCAGCCAAAUUCCCACAUUCUUAUCAGAUUACUGCUUCUUGCUUCUAAGUCCCCCUUCUGGAUAAGCAGUGAUGACAUCAUGUACACUAAUCUUCCUUUGUACCACAGCGGCGCCCUCGCCAUAGGCUUCUCCAAUAUUGUCAAAGCAGGUACUUGGUGCGGCCGCUGCGAUGGUAGCGGGCAUUCCCGUAGCAGUUGCUGGGUUCCUGCGCCUGAAGUACGGUCCGACGGUCUUUCUAGACCUGCUGGAUAUUCGCAGGGGUCUAAAUCUUUUGACAGAAAUUGAAGCCUUGCUAAAGAGUAACUUCAAAGUCAUUGACUUCUUUGAGGCACACGUGAAACAAACCCCAGAUAAAGUGUUCAUCCUGUACAAAGAUGAGGUACUCACCUACGGUGAACUGGACAGACAGGCUAACCAACUCGCCCACUUUGUCCAGCGAAGCGAGGUGGCAGCUUGUAUGGACACGGUGGCGAUAUUCAUGCAGAACGAGCCCACUUUCGUCGUGUCGUGGCUGGCUUUCAACAAGCUAGGGCUGAGAAUCGCGCUGUUAAACUACAACCUGAAAGGUGAUUCCCUCCUUCAUUGCAUCAAAGCCUGCAGCGUGAAGAUGAUUGCGUGUGGAAAGGAUGACCGUCUCUUGAAAGCCCAAGAUGACCUGAUGCCCAAGCUCCAAGCCCUCGGUGUUAAGGUCUGGGUUGUCGGGAAGGAUCUUGAUCAGGAUCUUCCCUUGGGAAUGAUUCCAGUUGAUGUGAAGACGUUGAAUGAGAGCAGUGAUCCUUUACCAAGGAGUGUGCGAGACCAGCAGUCGGUCCUGGACGAUGCACUCUACAUCUUCACUUCGGGAACCACCGGUCUACCCAAGCCAGCCAAAUUUCCCCAUACUCGUCAAUUAGGUGGUUCCUACGCUCAAGCCCAACUUGGAAUGAACAGCCAGGAUGUGCUGUACACCACUCUACCGUUGUAUCAUAGCGCUGCACUUGUUGUCGGCCUCUUUAAUGUUGUGCGAGUCGGGGGAACCAUUGUCUUGAGUGACUUCUCAGCUCGGAGAUUCUGGGAUGAUGUCCGCAGAUACCGUGCCACAGUCAUCCAUUACAUCGGGGAGAUUUGCCGUUACCUACUGACGCAGCCACCGCGUUCUGAUGAUGGCAAGUACCCUCACAAAAUCCACUAUGCUAUUGGCAACGGCCUACGGGCCGAUACUUGGGCGGAGUUUCAAAAGCGAUUCAACAUCGGCCGCAUCGUUGAAUCCUACGGAGCCACCGAAACGCCGUUCGGUUUGACGAACAAUGGCGGCAAAAUAGGGAGUGUCGGAAGAUAUCAUGGCAUUUACAGGGCAUUAACUGACAUCGUAGUCCUUGUUCAGUGUGACCUAGAGACAGCUCAACCACUUCGUGGUCCAGGCGGGAAAUGUAUCCUCACGCCUCCAGGCGAGACUGGACUGAUGCUAUUUCGACUCAAGGACGAGGACUCCUUCCACGGCUACCUGGCCCCGGAGAGUGCGCAUGAAAAGAAACUUGUCAGAAAUGUCAAGAAAAGUGGCGACCUAUUCUUCAACUCUGGAGAUUUGAUGGUCCACGACAAAGAUGGUUACCUUUAUUUCAAGGACAGACUUGGAGACACUUUCAGAUGGAAAGGUGAGAAUGUUGCGACAACAGAGGUAUCUCAAAUCUUGAACCAAUACCCGGGCAUACAGGAAAGCAACGUGUAUGGCGUGGAGGUCCCAGGUUGCGACGGAAAGGCAGGUAUGGGGGCAGUCGUCUUCAAGAAGGACUAUCAUUUUGACCCAAAGGCCUUCUACGAUCACGUGGUCAGGUCAUUGCCGCUCUACGCAUGUCCAAAGUUUCUGCGAAUCGUAGGAGAGAUGGACAUCACAGGUACAUUCAAACACAAGAAGACUGACCUCGCCCGUGAGGGAUUUGACCCCAAUGUCAUAUCUGACCCUCUCUUCUUCAUGGAUGAGGAGAAGAAGACUUACGCACCCUUGGACAACGAGGCCAUGCAAAGAAUCGUUCUUGGGAAUGCCAGACUAUAAACAAUGAAGAGAUAGGUAAAUGCUAACAGAGAAAACAACUAAAAUCGUGUAACCUGUCAUGCUUCAUCAGAUAAAAAUCUACCAAACACGGACAUCAAAUUGGUCCUUAGGCCUAACUUGGCAAUGUUCUAAAAAUGGUGCCUAAUUUAUCUCAUACCACUACAAAUUUUGGCCUUGCAUAUGGCUCAUAUUUUGCAGAUUCAUAAAUUCAAAUAAGAAAAGGGCUUCAAUCUAUGAGGGCUAGUUCAAAUGAGAACAAUCAUUUUAAGGCCACCACUACUGUCUGUCGCAUGGUCUCACUAAUACUUUAUUUUAAUCACUGGCAGAGUAUUUUUUUAUAGUAAUAAGUAAUAGUUGCCCACCCUUGGCUGCAGUGGCGUAUCCAGCGGGGGCGGGGUGGGAACUUGCAGGCCCCCCAAACGGAUUUUUAUAUUUAGAGUACUUCAUAGGUGAGUUGGAAAGAAAGUAAUCGGUAUAUUUAUUUGUCAAAUAUUAGCAAACCCUUAGGAAAACAACACCAAGAAAUAAAAGCAAGGAUGUGAGGACCGUGAGUAAGGCUUGUGAUAUUUUCCUCCCCCAACAUUCAUCAUCAACUUGAAUGAGCCCGACGUAGCAUUCGCUUUCAAUGCUAUCCCACCCCUGACACCAAAAGCUGGAUACGCUGCUUCUUGGCUGGUACAGCACUGAGUGUAGUAAGUUCAUCAAAAUGUAAAGUACAUGUAGUUUAUUAAAGUUUGUUUUUAAUAUGUCGGUUCUAACACACUACAGAAAAAAAUGAUCUCAAUUGACCGGCACCUCGCCUUAACUCAUUUCACCCGAAUUCUGGUGAGUCCUUGCAAAUUAGUUAAAGAAUUCAUUUGACUGUGAGUUAUGAUAUUGAAUCGCAUGUCUGUUAAUUGCUGAGAGAUGACAUGACAGAUCUGUGUUAUAGUGUACAAUCUCCUUUACAAGAUAUAUAUUGACAAAUGCACUUCGUUCCACUGAUAUCCAAAGCAAGAAUGAAAAUCCGCUUGGUGAAACAGUCUGGCAUUCAGAAGUACAGCGAGUGUCUGGCAAGUAUUGUGAAACGACUCACAUGACAAAAUGCACCAACACUGUCUUAAAAAAAUCAAAACAUAGAGACCAAAAGACGACACCAACGACGAUCUUGAGCUCACCGAAAAAAAACAAAGAAACGAAUCAAGAAUCGACGACUAAAAACCUAAAAGGUUAAACAAAUACCAGAGAAUGGAAAGCUGCAAAAACCCACGUCUACGCCUGGAAAGGAAUUCAGUAGAGAUGUAUAAUGCAACUAAAACCAAAACGGGGCUAUCAAUCCAUGCUUCCCACCAAGGAAGGGAAUUGCAGAACACUUCGAUUCUCUGCUGGAAACUAUCAUUUUACUUACUAGCACUUAGCCUAGCUGUGUAUUUUGACAUGUGCGUGCCAGAGGCAUAUCCAAGCUUUGGAAGGGGGGGGAUGAUUUAUUUCCAAAAAUCAGCAUUCCAUUUCUUCACCAUAAAAGAUCCCCUUGAAAGGCGGUAGUACUCGAUUCUUAA
Acanthaster planci (crown-of-thorns starfish) is the source of this 3583-nucleotide messenger RNA. Its product is annotated as long-chain fatty acid transport protein 2-like. Gene Ontology annotation, cellular component: plasma membrane; endoplasmic reticulum membrane. NCBI's taxonomy places the organism in Eukaryota, Metazoa, Echinodermata, Asteroidea, Valvatida, Acanthasteridae. Gene Ontology annotation, biological process: long-chain fatty acid import into cell; long-chain fatty acid metabolic process. The record is from RefSeq and is a predicted model, not a curated record. Gene Ontology annotation, molecular function: long-chain fatty acid-CoA ligase activity; long-chain fatty acid transmembrane transporter activity.